Messenger RNA from Symbiodinium sp. CCMP2592, 3405 nucleotides. NCBI's taxonomy places the organism in Eukaryota, Dinophyceae, Suessiales, Symbiodiniaceae. The record is from the annotation of a GenBank genome assembly.
AUGCUGGCUUCCUUGGCAGCUCUGUUUCUGCUAUGGCUGCCGGAGACGUCCCAGGCCGGCGAAAGCUGCAGCGGGGGCGAGGCUUCGAUGCUGCAGAUGGGAAGCCGGAAGUGGGCGCCGAUGUCGCCGCGGCGCCGCAGGACUGCAGUCACUACAGAGCCACCUGGGCCUGAGAUGCCCCCGAACCUUCCCAAGUACACGGUGCAGCUCAGUGGCAAAGGUGGCUAUCUCGGCUUCCUCGUUUUCAAUGAUAAAACAACGUGGGGAACAGCAAUGGCGGAUGCGGGAAAGUACUUGAUGCAGCAGCGGCUGGUCGACGAUGCAGUCGUUCCUCCUUGUUCCGCUGCUGCUGCCGCCGCGUGCCUGCAGAUCAAGGAAUGGGGCGCUGUCGCCAUACUAGCCAUGGAAAAUCCGACUACGAAUGUUCCUGAUGAAGGUGGCGAGCUGGAGGUGACUUUCGAAUGUGAGAAGCACAUGGAGCCGGACCUGGCUGCCUAUUCCCGAAGCCUCGGGCUGGCUCCGAAGAAGCGAGAGACCUUCGCGGGGAACCUCAAGAAACAAGGCGUCUACACGAAGUCGCAGCUGAGGGGCCAGAAAUAUCAGAGUCUCUUCAAAGAUGUGGCCACUGACAAUGAUGAUGAGAAGCUGCUCGGGGAGAAGUUGUCGGCAGCCCAGGCGCAGACUGGCGGAAGAAUUCCGCUGAAGAACGCGGCGGAAGAGGCUGACAAGGUCAAGGAGCAGGUCGCUGGUAUGAAGCAGCAGCUGCAAGACGCUCGCACAAAGAUGGAGGAUGCUGCGAAGGCUGGCGAUGCAGAUUUGGCAAACCAGGCGAAGGCCCAGCUCGACAACGUGCUCUCGCAGCUGAGCGGCAUCGACGUCUCAGCCGCCAAUUUGAGCACGGCUCAGCAGAUGAGCGAAAUGAAUGCAGCGAUCGCCUCUGGCGGUUUCGUGAACGGACGAUCGCUGGAGACGAGGGAGCUCAUUGCCUUCAACGGCGUCUUCCGUGGGAUCGACCUGAUGACCACCUUCAAGCCCUCCUUGAAAGCGCAAGCGGUGUCGCUGAAACCUUGGUAUGCCCAGAUGUCCGACGAUACCUUGGCUCUGUAUAGCCAACUUCGCCCGGAGAUCGACAGUCAAGAGUUUUACAUCGAGUCGCAGCAGGCCAGCGACCUACAGGUCGCCAAUGGCAUGGUGGACACCUACGGGAGCAGUGCCUUCCACACCUCCGUGAACAGCUGGCAAGCCGGCAUUGACAUCACGAGCAGUUGCUUUGCGGGCGGAGGCAGUGGUGGCGACUCCAAGAGCAAGUCCUCCGGACAGUCGAAGCAGGACCAGGACUCGCAGUCAAAGAAUCUGCAGAAGAGCAUCACCGCCCUGGCGAAAACACAGUAUUUCUUCCAGCCUAAGCUGCUGCUCUACUUCUCCCAGGGCAUGUUGCAGAUGUCCGAAGACUUUACGGACCGCUGCCAUCGGGCUUCCUACGCCUUAUGCAAGUUCGCAGGGCGCGAAAACUGCUCGAAGUGGAUCGAUUCCGUGCAGUCCAGCGCCAACGUUUCCUCUAAGCCAUCCGACUCUUCCAUCCAGAUCCGCUUUGUUGUAACCAACGUCUCGGUUCUCUUGAUCCUUCAGCAGCCGGACUUCAAGGAGGGCAUCAAGGACGCUCUGGGCAAUGCUGUGGCCGCCAUGUCUUCUGGGGCAAACAUCAGCGACAUCGAUGUGGAACUCUUUAAGCCGGACCGAUCCUUCGCGCCGGGUGGAGACAUCUACUCCAGCAUGCAGGUCAAGGUCACAAUACGCCGGGCCACCAUGGAGAUGUACGGCGGUCUCGAGAUCUACGAGGGCCGCGGCUUCCUGCAGCCAGGGAUCCUCUCAGCCUUUCUUUCGUAUCCCUACAUCAACAAAGUGCGGAUCGUUGAGGAAAAUUCGAGUACAUACACGAAGGUCCAACUGGAUUAUUUCCUGCUCCAAUUCUCUCCUCUGACCACGCAGGGCGCAGACAGCGGCCAGGGCGGCUUCAAUGCUAUGGCGGAACCUCUGCCUGACGCGACAGCAGACGAGGUCGUGCCGGCCCUGAUGUAUGACUUCGGGAGCCAUGUCUGCCCCCACGUGACGCUAGGUGGCUGGUGGAGGGUCACGGCCAACUAUGCCAGCACUGUCAACCAGGAGAAGAUUGACGUCGAGAGGGCAACCUCUGAGGCUAUGGAAAAGGCCCGGGCCGAAGCUUGGGGCCUCAACGCCAAUGCCGCAGGGACCCGGAACGGCGUCUCUGGCGGCGCGGCCGGGGGAGGUGGGCGCUCUUCAGGCGACCAUGAAUCCCACAACGACUCGUCGGGCAACAAGGAUGUGCAGCAGCAGGCGAUGAAGAAUGCGACAAUGCAGAUCGAACAGACUUGGAAAGGAGGAGCCCCAGGCGUAAGCCCCUCGAACUGGCGCCGGAGCCUGGACUUUUCAAUGAGCUCGAACUGGAAGGUGAUUCAGCGCGACCUCACCCGAUGCAUUGGGGUCUGGAGCUUCGUCGACGAUCCAGAUCUUGCGGAUGCACUCUGUGCGCGAUGGAUACAGCUGUUUAUGCAGGCCCAGAACCUCACCAGGACACAGGUUCCCCUGAAGAUCCAGCAGGCGGCAUGCUCCACUACGCAGAACAUGCAGUACCUGAUCCAGUACGCGCACAACGCAUCGACCUGGAAGAAGCAGCAGGCGGCGGACAGGUGCGAGGCUGAACAUCCUGGUUACUACUAUACGCCUACAGGCAAGUGCCUGCCCAAGCAGUGCUAUUGCACCAUCGAGCUUGACCGAAGGGCGGGUACCCGCGGUGUCGACUGCCCCGAAAAUGGCAAAACCGACUGUGAAGGCUGCUGCACGUUUGAGCAGAGAUCGUACUGUACAACCAAUGCAUGCGCCAGUGGCUUUAUUAUCAAGAAGGAUGCAGGGGGGCGCUUUUGCCAGCUUUCGACAUGCACCCCGACGUUCGACAACAGCAUGUGCUGCACAAAGGCGGAUGUUGGAACGAAGUUCCAGUUGACUUUCAAAGUCAGUUCCGAUGAUGACUGUGGGACAGACUCAGAUGUCUACGGUUGGCUGACGUAUAGGACCGGGAAAGGUGCGAUGAAGCUUCUCAGCACAUCCAAAAACGACUUCCAGGCGGGUGCGGAAGAGCCCUUUGUCUACAGCUUUGAAGCGCCACAGCAUCCCUUGGAAAUCUGUGUCUACAAUGAGGGUGAUGAUGAGCUGUGCCUGGACUCGGUGAAGAUUGCGAACGACGAUUCCGACUCCCCAAUGCCUCUCGGAAUCACGAAGGGAUGGCCUUCGCUGAGCUCAGACGAUGAGGACCACGACGACGACGGCGCAGUGGAUGACAAGUGCAUUCCCAUCGUCUACACUUACAACAGCCUCAGUGAGAUUUAG